AUGUCUUCAUCGUACACAGUAUUUUUCGACGACUACUGGUUCAAAACAAGUCUUCCUAGUAUAAUCGUGUACGCCGUCGUUUCCGCGUUCACUAUCUUUGCUAAUCUGCUUCUUUGUGUGGCCUUCUGGAAAGAUCCCUUCGGCGAAUUGAGAACAGCUCAAAACUACUUUAUUCUAAAUCUGGCUAUCGCAGAUCUUGUUAUGGGCGUCAUUUCAGAGCCAUUGUUAGUGGUCACGUAUUGGCAUGAUAACAACCUGAUAUACUUCAUUCAUUACCUGUUCGCCGUUCUUGCUGGGACUUGCUCUCUAAUGAACAUCACGGCGCUGUCUAUAGUCCGUUACUAUGCUGUAAAGCAGCCCUUUCAGACGCAAAGUAUUGUUAGUGAGCGUAGCGUGAUGAUUGGAAUCGGCUUUAUGUGGGUAACAGCUUUUCAUUAUCCCAUAUUACUCUUGCUUGGAUGGAGGAAUGACAUGUUUCAGCUUUAUUUGUAUGUUUUUGCCAGUAUCAUUCCCACUAUAAUUUUUACCGGGGCUUAUUUUCUGGUAUACAAGACACUGCGUCGUCACAGUAUCUCGCUGAAGCAUCUCGGAGAGGGAAAAAGUUUGGCUCUUAGCAACGCUCUCCGUACCGAAAAAGCAGCAACGCGAACAGUUUUGAUAGUUCUUGUGGCUUUUUUAAGCAUGUGGAUUCCUUUUUUGAUCAUAGACUUUAUUAUCGUUCAUUGCAUAACUUGCAGAGACGAACAGUUUCAUCUUGCGAGGGAUGUUACCCUCUCGCUGGUUUAUUUCAGCAGUGGGAUAAAUCCCGUAAUUUACGCGUGGCGGGUGAAUACGUUCAGGAGAGCUUUUCUGCGUGUACUGGGCAUAACGAAGCCAUUUUCCUCGCCCGAGACAUUGUGGAAUAGACUUCCCAACACCAAUCGUAAUUAUCAGUCAACGACCGUUAGUUUCAUCAGAAUUAAGAGAGAAGGACGUUUGGAAAUAAACAGUCCAAGUUUAAAGUUAGAAGAUAUAGACUCCAUAAUUGGUCAAAUAACUCAAGAAAUAGACCCAAGCGAAUAAUACUUUUGAACAUGUGGGCCCUUGCGAAAUAUAUGUUUUUUGUUGAGCAGUCACUUCUUGGGUAUCUCCAAAAAUUUUGACCUAAAAGACGCUCAAAUCAUUAUGUUUAGAGUUCAGAGUUCAGAGUUCAGAGAUGCUUUCUUUCUCUUCACAAACCAAAGCCAUCUUGGGGAAAUCCAGAGGAAAGAAGCUGUCUUGGAAAAGAGACCAUCAUGGACUAGUGUAAUAUGAGACCUUCAGUUGACUGCAUUUCUUCAGAGGGAAAAACAUCAGUUUCUAGCCAUAGAAAAUGAACAAAAAUUGAUCCAUCAAGGAAUAUUGUAACCUCUGAAUGUGUGAUAUAAUAAAAGCGAAAAGCAUACCUUUCAUUUUUAGAGGAAAACGCGUAUACAAUUAAAACGAAACGAGUGAGGUGCACUCGUACAUUAAGUCGAUCAAUUACUUUACAUUAGCAUUGCAGACAUUACAGUUUAUUAUUUCCUGCCUUGAGACAGAAACCUGUCAACGAUUGUCUGCUCAAAAGAGUUGUCGCACUCUUCGUAACGUCUUUCUUCAGUCCAUGAUUUACUGGACCAGAUGAUUAGUUUCUAAAGAAACCGUGUGAUGCGUCGGCUGGCAUGAGAAAUAAUUGGUUGGCCAGAUCAACCAUAAAUUAAUAACGGUGAUAAAUUGCUAUAAAGAAUACGGAAUUGUUCAGCCUAUUCAACGAAGAAAAGCCUCGAGAAACCCGGCGCGUUACAGUGUUCUUUGGAGAUUCUGCUUAUUGGGUCUUUAGAGCGUUUACGCAAGAAGCUUUUCGGUAACACUCCGAUACCUCAGACUGCUGCCAAGUUUGACAAAAGAAGUAUCACUCCUAAUAACCAAAAUCUCAGCGCCACAAAACCAGCAAUUCAGGCUUCUCUGUCGUUUCUAUUUCUUGUUGCGCAACUGACCUUUACAUCACCGUGGCGCCAAGCAUUAAGUCAAGCUAUUAACUCCUUAACCCCCAAGAAUGACUAGUAUCUAAUUUCUCCUUACAAUUUUAUCCCCGGAAUCACACAUUAAAGUUGUGGGAAUAAAGGAAAUGAUCACCAACUAAAGAAAUUCUUAACUGUUAAAAAAAUUUCCUUUUCAGCACCCUGGGAAAUGUAUAGGGAACAGUAGGGAGAAUUUGCCCACUAAUGUUACAGAGGAAAGGGUUAAGGUCAUAACCAAAGCUUAAAUAUAACUUUUUUGAAUUUCAAUUUCGCCAACGAGUACAAAUUUAUUUUCACCAUGGAUAUCACACUUUCAUAACUCUUAUUCCAAACAACGAAGGGCAUCAAGCCCGAAUUACUCUUUUUAAUCAUCGACUGACCAACCAAUCGUCAAGUGAAACUAUAAACGCCACAAAGAUCUCGGGGAAAUGCAAUUCUUUUUACGUUACCUAAUCAUGCCAUAAAUGACACAACCUGACACUGCUAACAGUUGCUCAAACUGCUGUAGAAUGACCCAGAAACAGGCAUAAUUUUUAUUUUAUCACCCCCUAUCUCCUUAAACCCAGACAAGAAUAUUCAUUUGGUAAUUUGAUGGUGAGAAACGAGGUUCUUCGGCUAUAACUGACACGCAACCAGGUUCUCGGACAAGUUGUGAUCAGUCAUCCCUAGGCCCUCAGCGGACAUUCAGCUCAUUUACCACGCACCAUUCAUCAUUUUCGUCAGAGGAGGAGAGGGUGGAGGAUCUUGGGGGAGGGGGUUUACAUGGAUUUUUCGUAAGCACGAAGGGGGGGGUCUAUCGUCGUCGAGAGAGUGUGAGGAGGGAACUGUAGAAAAUUGAGUGCCAAUUACUAUCAAUGACAGGGGGGGAGUCAUAUAUAUAGAACUUGGCAGAGCCAUCUAGGGGGAUCAGGUAGUAAAGUUUAUCGUAACGCAACAAAAUCCUCCAUACACCUUCCCCUUCUCUCAGGCGAUAAAUAAUUAACAUUGAACACAAGCUGCCAAACAGCCCGCUAACGUCGCGAUAUGAUGUUACAAUUUCUGUUCAUUUCAAUCAUUCAUCAGCCAGCACAAAUAAUAAUAAUAAUAGCAAUGAUAAUAAAAAGGAACUGGCUGGGCUUUGACCGAGGUAACGGAGACUCAUGCUGCAUAUUGUUUAUAAAGCCGUUUUAACUGAUUGCGUGGCGAGUGCAAGAAAGAGGCCUGGUCAGCCAGUGGAUGGCAGUCAAACUCUUAAUGUUUUCUUUCUUAAUGACGCAGCAGCUGGUUAAAACACUAGCCUUUUUUACAAAAGGCGGUGAUGACUUAUGCAUUAAUCUAGAGUCGUAUUUUGACCAUUUAUUGGCGAUAAUUUGAAUAUUUUGAUUUACUAGAAGAAAACGACGCCUUCAAGUCUGGCGGUAGUCAAAUUAGUUUAAAAAUGCUGUGAGCAUUUUCGCUGAGAUUAAACCAACCUCACCAUUGAAGAAUGUUCAUUUCGGUGACUGCACCAGUGAAUCUCAAGACUGAGUUGUGAACAAUUCCCUGUCAACGGCAUUUCAAUAAGUUGGGACAAUUACGAGAGUUACGAAAGAACAUCAUCGACUAAACUAUCUUCUUUAAACAAAAUUUGUCUUGUUCUCAUGCAAAUUUACAUCGAGGGGGUAAAGUCAUCCGCCAUAUUUAGAAAACAAAACGUGAUUCCAUUUCAGCGAAAUUUAAUGUGUUGCCCCUUAAAAGCAUUUCUAAUUUCCUAUGGAAGACUCUCGAAAGACAAUUAAAAAUAGAGCAAAUUGGUGUUUAAUUCCUCCCAAUUUUCUAAAGAAUAUGAGUAAAACCAACACACCGCAAAAUAUCAUUUUAACAAGCAAUACGUGAGGUCGGUUCCAAAAAAAAAUUGCAGUCCCCUCUUUUUUGAGAAGGUAACCCAGCAGGACGCAUUUUUUGAAACAAGUUUUUAGGUGGAUAAAUGCUGUGAUAAGAGCGAAUAGAAGAGCUUCAAAGAUUUUAUUGUGACUUGUGGGUUUCUGAGAAUCUUUGUCGAUAACUUCGUGGCGAGCAGAGCAUAACAUAUACCGAGCAUAACAUAUACCGGAAAGGUGAAGCUGAAUCACUGGAAAAUAACUUUUGGAUCGAAGCCGUCCUUUGAUGUUUUUUUAUUGAGUCAGAAAGCAAGGAAAGAUUUUCCGAAGGGUAACAAUUUUCUAUAUUAACGAAAUUGCGGCAGGAUCGCAAGACAUGUCUUCCUCAUACACGGUCUUUUUUGACAAGUACUGGGUCAACACUAGUUUGACAGUGAUGAUAGUUUAUGCCAUCGUAUCGUCGUUCACGGUCUUCGCGAAUUUGCUUCUCUGUGUGGCAUUUUAUAAAGAUCCCUUCGGUGAACUAAGGACUGUGCAGAAUUACUAUAUUCUCAAUUUGGGAAUCGCUGAUCUUAUCAUGGGCGUUAUUUCAGAACCUCUGAUGGUGGUAACUUACUGGAAUAGUCACAGCCUUAUAUAUUUCCUUCAUUAUUUGUUCGCUAUCAUCUCAGCGUCGUGUUCUUUACUGAACAUCACAGCGCUCUCUAUAAUCCGCUAUUUUGCCGUGAAGCAGCCCUUUCAAACGCAGAGCAUCGUUAACAAACGGAGCGUGUUGAUAAGUAUUGGUGUUAUGUGGGUAACAGCCAUUCACUAUCCCAUGCUUCUCGUUGUUGGAUGGAGAGAAAAAGCAUUUCAGCUGUAUUUGUAUGUUUGCGGUUGCAUUAUCCCUACUAUAGUCUUUCUUGUGGCUUAUUUUCUGGUAUACCGCACGCUACAUCGCCAUACAAUUUCGUUAAAGCAUCUGGAACAGGGGAAAAGUCUGGCUCUCAGUAACGCUCUGCGUACAGAAAGAGCGGCGACACGAACAGUUUUGCUGGUCCUUGUCGUAUUUCUGAGUCUAUGGAUUCCUUUUUUGAUCAUAGACUUCGCCGUUGUUCAAUGUCCUAACUGCAGAACCGCUAAAUUUCAUCUUGCUCGGGAUAUUACUCUUUCGCUUGUUUACUUCAGUAGCGGGAUAAAUCCGCUAAUAUAUGCCUGGCGGGUUAAGACGUUCCGAAGGGCGUUUAUCCGUGUACUGGGUCUUCAAAAGCCUAUAGAAAGGAGCGUUUGUUUUUGGAAGAGGAUCUCCACAUCUGAGGCUUCCCUACGUUUCCGUGUUGACAGCUCUGACAAAAAAUCUAGGACAACGGAUUUAGGCGUGAAAUCAGAAUCAGAUGAUGUCAGUGUAGGUCGCGUUAAUGAAGCAUUAGAGUUGAGUUAG
Pocillopora meandrina is the source of this 5276-nucleotide messenger RNA. The record is from the annotation of a GenBank genome assembly. Lineage: Eukaryota; Metazoa; Cnidaria; Anthozoa; Scleractinia; Pocilloporidae.